AUGGACAUGCUCUCGCAGGGCACGCAGGCGUCGAUUGUAAUGACGAAAGCCAACGGCAGCGAAGCCAUCAUCCUCAACUUCAUCGCGCUCCUCUCGCUUGCGGGGUAUGGGUAUUUCUUUGUGCGCAUUUCGGUCUACCUCUACGAGACGGCCAAGUGGAUUCGGCGCAUGCCCGAGAGCAGCCAGAAGAAGCAGCUGCUCUAUAGCGUCGUCAACUGCAGCAUCAGCAGCGUCAUCUGGAGCCACUACCGCACCUCGAUGCAGUUCAUCGGGUUCCUCGGCUUUAUCGCAUGGCACCUCGGCACGAGCAGCAGCUCGUGUCAAUGGGAUCAAUCGAUCGCAGACGUGAGCGUCGACGCCGCGUACAGCUGCAGCAUCGACAGCCUCGGGCACUUUUCCUCUUUCACCGAGGUCGUCCGGCUGUUUUCGUACUCGUGGGUGUUUUACGCACUCGUGUUCAUGGACCGCAUGCCGGGCAUCGCGAUCUACAUGCCCGGCUACAUUGUCUCGGCGCUCCUCCUUGGGUUCGUGCCGCUGUCCGUGCUCGCGAUCGUC
Messenger RNA from Saprolegnia parasitica CBS 223.65, 555 nucleotides. RefSeq lists its product as hypothetical. The annotation marks the transcript as partial. The record is from RefSeq and is a predicted model, not a curated record. The transcript has a single exon. NCBI's taxonomy places the organism in Eukaryota, Oomycota, Saprolegniomycetes, Saprolegniales, Saprolegniaceae.